Chilo suppressalis (striped riceborer) is the source of this 8713-nucleotide messenger RNA. The record is from the annotation of a GenBank genome assembly. Lineage: Eukaryota; Metazoa; Arthropoda; Insecta; Lepidoptera; Crambidae.
GCAGGAAGGAAUGCGAUCCCGGUUAACCUGUGUUCUUGGCGAUCGGUGAAUCGGUCGGUGUGGUAUUGCGUUAUUUUUGUUAUUAUUUUUUGUACAAAUAAAUCAAAUAUUUAAAUUAUGUACGCACUUCGUCCUUCUUGUUUAAUGGAUGAAAGCCCCUGAGAAAAUAAAACACGAAGUAAUUUUCAUAAGUAGUGCCCCCCCUAAAAAUAUGUUUUGGUUCAUAGCACAGUAAUCUAAAAAUAGUGGAAAUUUUAUUAUGUGAUCUGGAAAAUCAUGAGGUUUAAUAAGCAAGAGUUGUUUGCGCUAGCGUCUCAGACAUCGCAGAACUUCGAUAGAGAGGGUGUGCUUGUAUUGAAAGAGCGCCAGGAUGGGUUCUUUCGCAGAUCUGAAGCAUUUCAGCCCUGUUCGGGAUUCAAAUUGAAAGAAGGUUGUUCAGUGAGGUGGUUCCGUUUGAGGGGUAACUUGUUAUUCUAUUUGAAGGGACCUGAACCUUGGUACGAACCAAUGGGUGUUAUAGUGCUCGGCCAUCAUCAAAUGAAAUUGCAGUCACAGGAUGAAAAUGGACAUUGGCCGUUUCAUAUAGUAUGGGAAAAUGGCGUGUGCUAUCGUAUGGCUACUUUCCAUGAAUCGGAACGCACUUUAUGGCUGAAGGCCAUCCAGAUGGCCUCAUACGAACACGUGACUACACAGAUUGCAGCACUGAAGGAAAGACUUAAUAGAAUCAGGCCAAUUAUAGACAUAGCGAGUUAUAGAAUGCAGAAGGGUAUCAUGACAGAUAUGAAUGAAGUGCCAUUAUGCGAGUUAGCUUUGUCAUGCGACAACUUAUUGUGCGACACACACGGAAGACCACCGUCGCCCAUGGCCGUUGUGUACGUCAGGUAUCCCAAGGGACUCAGCGUUAGGUACGGUGCCACGGAGACUAUAGAGACUUGUAGCAAUCCCUCGUUCUCAAAGACGAUACUGUUCCGCGCUAGCGACGGCCUCACCGGCGACGCUAUAGUCAGGAUAGUGUUGUACGACGUGCGCGAGAGGGUCACGGAGACCGCGGUGCCGAUGGGCUUCACUGCGCUCCAGCUGACCACCAUACAGGAAGCUCAGCGCCUGCGUGUGGCUCUGAUGACUCGGGACAACAAAACCGUCGGCUUCGUCACCAUAAACGGCUGGAGUUUAGAACCUUCUUACAUAGGAACUAGCCCAAGUCACACCAACGAUAGGAACAGCAUCGACAUACCGCAGAAGGUGCUCUAUCACAGGCGGUCACAAUCGCUACCACCCCGGUUGGGGCUCAAGCUCAAGUUCCCUUCCUACGGUAGUCUUCUGAAACAGAACUUCGUUAAUAGCCACCAAGUCACGUACAGGUUCCAUUCGGGCUUAGGCGGUGACAUCACUGUACACGAGAUUAUGGCGGAGCCGAAACUGUGCUACCAGAUGCCCAUGCAGUUGCUUGACAUUUACAUCCAGCGAGAGAAAGAGCUAUUAGAGGAGUUAUUGUCAGUGGGCGAGAUGUGUGGACAGUGGCAGAGUAGGCAGCUCGAGCUGGUGACCGUCCACGUGUCACUGUUGAAGCACUACUGUCACUCGAAGCGGUGCAUGGAGCAAGUGGACAACAUGUACUUCAAGGCUAGCAGUAGGAAAGACGAGGCUAGCCUGUCUUUUGCGCCGGUGAAUCUCCACCUGCAACGUAUGUGGGUGCACAAUGACACUCUCAGUCGCGCCGGCUUCCACGACGUGGUGACGGCAGGCGCGUUCGCCGCCCACACUCACAAGCCCGAGCGUACCGGCGGACUGAUCAGGCUAGUGCAGCAAGUGAAGGACGUGAAUAGCACUAAAGCUGAACUGAACUCAGCCACCAAUAAGAUCCAAGCGGAGUACGACAACGUUGUAGCGGUGUCGAGACUUAAGGACGAGAUCAUGAAUGAUAUGGACCGAGUGGUGAUGCUGCUGCAGGCCACGCGGCCCAUCGACGUGAUGGCCCUCGUUGAAGGUAUAAAGUGUAAAAUUCGAAGUAUAUUGACUUUAUGGAACGCAAACGCCGUGGAAGAAUCUUUGUCUUAUAUCGGCUGGCCCAAAAACAACUGCAACGAAGAAAAGGAUAGUCAGACGAUGUCUACUAUAAUGCGAUUGACCGAACAACUCAGCGUUUUUGACGCAAUGAGCUCCGAUUACGACACAUUCGAUGCGUCGUCGAGCUCCAGCUCAAAGGAGACUUCGCCUACUGUGGAUUUGCCAACACUCACUUCCAGCGUGCCCAACAUUUGCCCUAACAAUUGUGGCAAGAAUCUCCGAGAUUCGAAAACGAACGACGGCUUACAUUUCCACCACGAUUACUUCAAGAGUGAAAGUGAGGAGCGAAGUUGGCACCACUCGUUUCGUUCCGUACGCGCUCGGCCGAGACUCAAUGAAACACAAAGCUUGUCUUUCGAAUCCAAAAGAACCAGACACGGCAGUCUCAGAUACGAUUACAAGAGUUCCGCUUCACUGGAGCAAGUGUCGUAUAAAUGUCUCAUGGAUAAUCUCACGGCAAACGAUAAGAGAAAGAAUUCAGUGCCGAGAAGGGAGUCAUUGACCCUGGCAAGCAUUGACCACUUGGACCCUGCGGUUAGGGAAACAAACAGAGCCUAUUUGAAGGCCGUGGGUGCUAAUAUUGAGGAGACCUUAGCGACCUUAGUGGACGUCCUGACGCGGCACGUCGAAGAUAUUCGCGCGGUAACUGAUGACGACUUGGCCAACAUAAAGCGUGACACGGAGUCGCUACGGCGGGCGGUGGACGAGGCCUCCCGCUGGCUGCGGCUCUCGCACGCGGCACUGCGGCUGCGGUACGAAGCGCCACACUUCGCGAGGGAACAGGCUGCAUUGCAGACCAGGCGCGAUACGUGCUUCUCGCAGGCGCUAGCCACGCUUACGACUGGUCUCCUAUGCUGGCUUUGCUCGACUCCUGGCGACGUAAUAGUGAAACUGCUGAGCAGUGGACUGGGGCCACUAUGUGCUUUUGAAGGCCUCCUAAGCCUGUAUUCUACGGAGAAAGCCAUGUGGGGCGAUAUGGUGGUAGCCGUGGAAGAUUUGCAAACAGUCUUCUUUACCCUCACGAAAGUGGGCCACAGUAAUUCCGCCAUACCGCAAGUAGUUGGGACUAGAGGAUCGUUGACUGUGCACAUACCGAUUUCUGACUCGCUCUUCACGAAGUUUACAUUAAAAGAGCAUCUAACGUUCACGAUAACGGCGGUGUUCUUCAACGUGGGCAUCAACGAGAAGGCCACGUUGGCCGAAGCGCUGGGCGAGACGACGCCGCAGUACCACUCGAACAGCGACAAUCUAGAGCGCAUCAACAAGUACUGCCAGAAGUAUGGGAAGGUAUUCCCUGCCGAUCACCUCGCUACUAGCAGAGCUUCAUCGAGAACAAAGCCGUUGGAAGAAGUCAUGGAAAACCUAAGGAUAGCUGUGCACAAGAAAGUGCCGAAAAACGUGGAAGUGUUACAUUUGGCCGCGUUGGCGACGCGACUCAUGAACGGCAUAAGAUUUACGUCCUGCAAGAGCGCCAAGGACAGGACCGGAAUGUCUGUGACUUUCGAACAAUGUUCCAUACUCGCCAGCGAGUAUCAUUUGGCCGAACACGAGAUGCAAAAGGCACUGAACAUCAUGAGGAGUGAGGGUUGCCGCAGAGAAAAUACUCUGAAAAAUAUAGGGGUCAGAAAGUAUGCUUUCACCAAGAAACAGGUGGCAGCGUUACCAGAAGAUUAUAGACCCCCUCCAGGCACCUAUGGCUCUUCGCAAACGUAAUAUGAAAAACCAACGACUGGUGCUGUGUGGGUAAUUCAAUCUCUGCAAUGCGGGCGAUGUGUGUGAUAAUAUUAUAUAGACUGUGAGAAAUGUUAUAUACCUUGUCGUGUCAACAUAAUAAUAAUGUCGAUUCUGGCAUGAUUCUCUUAAAUUAAAACUAAAUUUAACAUCAGUCUCUCUUUUUCAUUCUGUAUAAAAAUGAUACAAGGAUACAUUGUUUUCAAAUUUAAGUUUAGGUUUAGAGAAUCAUACCAGAAUCGACACCAACAUUUAUCUAAUUAACAUAAUAUUAUAUUAAUAUAUUGAAAGUAAAAUUUGCCAAUUCGUCAGAAGAUAAUUUAAACCAUAUUGAUAUUUAAAUUUGUCGUAAGAGAUACGGGUAUGGCGAGAUGUAUAAAUAAAUCAGGAGUUGUGCCAAAUGCGCUGACUUAAAUUAUGUAUAUGAAAAUUUACUUAAAAAUAGGUAGUCGGAACUGUUAUGCUAAUUACAAUCUUAGGGACUUAGACAUAUAUAAUACAUUAGGGUGCGGCCAGAGUGCACUCAGAUUCAGAUUCAGAUUCCGAAAACAAGCGCGAGCAAUAAACAGUGUAGUCGAAGGGUACGGCCAGAGUGCACUCCUGAUUCAGAUUCAGAUUCAGACUGAGAAAACAAAGCGCGAGAAAAAGCAGGCAACCUGCUUAGACUACACUGUUUAUUUCUCGCGCUUGUUUUCAGAAUCUGAAUCUGAAUCUGAAUCUGAGUGCACUCUGGCCGCACCCUUACACUAUACUUUUGCCAGGACACUAUACCUUGCCAUAAAUAUUGUCACAAGGAAAAAUCUAUUUGUUUCUAAUAUAUAAAUCGGUUAUUUUUGUUACGUGUGUUAGUUUAUGUAUAUGAAGGUCAUUAAAAAUGAUCUUCAUUGGCUUGAAUACAAUCCUUUAAACGUUGAGGUCAGUUAUCUAUAAUAGAAACACGCACUUUUUCCAUGGGAAAAUUCUUCACUGCCUAUCUUAUGGAUUGUUUUAGGUACUCAAAAUUAUCAUGUCGUUUAGAACAUGCCAUACUCCCUAAAACUGACCAUAAAUAAUAAUCCAGUGGAUCGGGACUUCCAGUCUUCAGCUCUGAUGAAGUCCGAAACGAUCGUUUCCAACCACGCUUGGAUGAAAUGAGCUUUCUUAACCGGUGCUGCGCCUUUGCUGAAAAGACCAUUCUUGGUUAUGGAACAUUGUGUUUUUAAGAGUCAAUCGACUUGUCAAGAAUCGUUUCUUGAUACACUUGUGCCAAUGUUUUGACACCUUUUUCACAUAUAUGACUCAGUCACUCCUUGAUAGUAAACAGCCCACCAAACCAUCACUGAAGUCGGAUGACGUCGACGUUGUACUCUGCUGACUAAUUGGUAAGCUUCUCUGCCUACUUGGUUAUUCUGCUUGUGAAAGCAUUGCUCAAUAGUAAAAAAAAUCUUGUCCGUAAUUUUUUUUGUAUGACCAUUCUUUGCGUACCGCAUAAGAAGUUUUGAUUUUAUCACUCUAUUUAUUAUUUAAAUUAUCAGUUAAAACAUGAUCAGUGCGUCUCUUUUCCGAAAUAAAAUCUUUUGCUUUCGGACAGGAUUUCUUCGAAUUCUUUCCUUCACUGCUUUGAUCGUUUUUUUUUGUAAAAAUACUACGGACGGGCGGCCAGAUUUUUUUCUGUCACAAAAGGACAAGGUAAAGUUUUGUAUGAGCGACUGCCCUGGCAAUGUAUAAAUACUGUACUUAGUAAUAUUUAAUGGCGAAUGGCUGAAUAUUCAUAAUUUCUAUGAAAAAAGGCUCGGGAACUUUUGAUAAAGUCAUAAUCUUGAAAAUUAUGAGAACUCCUACUACUCCUACUACUAUUGUCCUAUCUUACUACAGUUGAUAAAAGAUGUUGCCAAUUAUUUACAGAGUCAUCAAUUUCGCAUUUUCUUGAAAGCUUUCCUCCCAUUUCUCUGAUUAACUCUUCACAAAAAGUUUUUUUAAGGCAUAAAUAAAUUCAACUAAGUUGUUAUCGUCGGCCUGACAAGAAAUCUGUGAAGUUUUAUUUUGUCCAUUUGCAAAAAUUAAAGGAUCAAUUAUCAUACAGCUUUGUCUCAAGCCUGAUCAGAAUAAUAAAAUAUUUUAUUAUUUUAGGCCUUCAGUGAUUUGUUAUAAUAUAAAUUAGAACCAAAUAUGUCAUAGUUUGAAGGAGUUUAGAAAUAAUUUGGUUUAUUCCGAUAUACUUACACAAAUAUUUUUUGGUACAUUUAUUGUUAAUUUAUUUUGUAAAACGGAACAUUUUGCUUUUUAAACAGACAUGAAGUCAACAUUUUUAUUUUUAAAUAUUUGAUUAUUUCACGAAAGUUGUAUGAGAAUAAUAAACACGUAAUAAUUAAUAAAAAAAUAUUGUAAAGUUACGGGCUAGUGCGAAAUAUUUAUACACGUUAAGGGCAGUUUCUUGGCCAUGUCCUUUGAUCUAUCAAAAACCCGGUACAUAAUUAAAACCAAGCGGAUGAAAAAUUUAAAAAUUUGGCUCCACAUCUACUUUGUGUAAUGAUAUCACAGUAAUUCGGUUCUCUUAUCUCCCCACUCCAUUUUAAUAUCACGAAAAUAUUUAACACCAAUUAGCGCGAAAAUGAGAAAACAAUGAAUCUUAUUAAAAAAUGCCAGUUUCCAAAUUCAAAUGUAAUACUAUAAUUACUUGUUUUUUAUGUAACAGUAUUUAUGGUCAGACUAGGUAUACAGGUAUAUUAAGUAGUUAGAUGAGGUUUGUGAAUACUAGUUUUUAUGAAGAUCCGUGAUAGUACCAAAGUUUUAGGGCGUGCGGGCUGCCUAAAGCGGGAGCACGGAGCGGACGCCCGCUCCGCGUGCAGUUUCAUGUUAUUUCAUAGAGUAGCGCUGCGUGAGGAGGGUAGCAGCGUUGUUCUCGCUUAAGGCAGCGCACGCCCUUAAGGACGUAGUGGUUAUUUAUGAAAAUAAUAAUGUACUUAAAUACCUUAUAAUAACGUUUAUAAUUUUUGUAGUGAAAGAGAAAAAAAUUCUGCUGCUGAAAAGAAAACGGAAUUCGUAUUAGGGAACGAGUACCCCUAGCACGAACCAAUAUCGAAUUAGAAUAGUUUGCGAGUGCGAAAUGUCACUGCCAAAUGUGAUUCUCGUUACGUACCUUAUGGCGCUGCUGUUCAAGUUUCCAUACAAAAUUUAACAAUCACAUUUCGCACUCGCAAACUAAAUUCGAAUUCGAUAUUGGUUCGUGCUAGGGGUACUUACUGUUUGCGGCGGGGUUUUUACCGGCAUGUAUCUCUAUCGUAAAGGUGCAUCGUUCUCCAGAAAGAGUCAUCGAAAGAUGUGCUCGCUGAUGUAGAUCGACUAAACAUAUGUUUAUAUGUUAAACUAAACAUUUCUCGGGUUUGUAUUAAACUAAACAUUUCUCGGUCUUAAAACAAAAUAUAAAAUGCCCGCAAACAGGGUUAUUCUUAUUCCCUAAUACGCUUUUCCAUACUAAUUAGUACACCGUGCACUAGUCGACAGAAAUCUUACAAAAACGUUGACUUCUUUAAAUAUAUUACAGGUACAUAAUUUGCUAAUAAGUUUUCAGGACAAAUAGCAUUUGUUACUUACAUGUUAACCAACAGUAUUUGUCAUUGAUGCUAAAUCAUAAAUUUUGUAAAUAAAUGAACAAAUGAUGUCCGAGGAAAAAAGGGGACGAUACGCGAUUACGUAAUUGUAGCAUUAUUUUACAUUGUAACUUGUUGAGCCAACAUUAUUGACAAGUGCGAGUCGGACUUGCCCACUGGUUUGAGAAUAUGGUUUAACUUUCAACUAGAUUCCUCCAUGUGUUUCCGAGAUGAAGGGUCUUGACAGACUGAAAACAAUGUGAUCCUAUUAAGGUUCUUCCCUUUUGAGGUACGGAAGUCUAAAAAUAGGAAGAUAUCAUCGUAAUUUUUUUUUGGGAAACAGAGUUUUGCUUGGCUAAUGCACGUUAUUUGUUAAUCUACGAUAAAAUCUAUUUGUCAGAUAAAUUUAUUAACUCGAUCAAAACGAAAUCCCAUCAGCAGCACCAACAUUUACAUGAACAAUAGAACUUUUUAAUAAUACGACAUCAGACGGAUAAAAAAUGCAUGUCUAGCGAUUGAUAAAUUUUAAAGUACAAGAACACAAAAUUUAGAGCUUUGAUUUCAAGUAAUAAGUCUGUAAAUCGAUUGGUGAUUUUGAAAGUUUAUAAUGUCUGAAGACAUGCUUCCAUGUACCAUACAUUUAGUGCAAAACCAUUUGAAUAAACCGGAUGACACUGUAUGGCAUGAAGCUAUGAGACAGACAUCAAAGUUACCACAAACUAAAAUUUUAUUAGUUUGUGAAUCCUAUAGCAAGCACCGUAAAGCUCAAAGUCAGUUGCAGAAAUUUAACAGUUUUGGGUAACUUGACCUUUGGCUCAUUGCAGUAUUGUACUUUAUCAAUUUAUUGGAAAUUGAUUCGCGUUAAAGUUACUUUUUAUCCCGGUGGGGAAGGUAGCCGAGGGAGCGCUUCUUGGACUUCACGAUCCCCCAUUACAUUUUGGGUAUAUGCUAAGUAUUUGAGGUUUAAUGUUUGUCCUUGUAUCUACAUCAAAAUGGCCAUAUAUUGAAUUUACCAUAAGAGUAUAGGUACGCCGAAAGAAUUUCCGAGUUAUACAAUUAAAUCAUGCUAGAGAAACGUUUCCGCGGCAUAUUUGAAAGCAUAGUUUUUAUAUUCGUUUUUGACUGAUUUACGCAACAUAAUUAUAAAUAUCCACUUUUAUAGACUCACUAUAAACUAAUCAAAUAGCCCAUGGCUUCAAGUUACAAACAUUGUAAUAACGACAUUGUUAAAGAAAUGUUUUUGGCAAACUGCUUCAUCGUGCUGAUUAUGUCUAUUAAUAAUUGAGUAGCUAAGCUAUUUAUCAUAUUGAUGAGAGAAAAACAAAGGAGAUUGCUCAGCUUCCAUA